AUGUCCAAUAGCCUCGAGGCUAAAAUUUGCGUCCUAGGUGCGCAAGGUGUCGGUAAGUCAAGCUUAUUAGACCGAUAUAUCAAAGGAUCCUUUAGCCCAUCCAGCGUCACAUCAACUAUCGGGGCGUCUUUCCUCACUAAGAGGGUGGUUGAUGUUGACACCGGAACUACGGUACGCCUCCAGCUAUGGGACACAGCAGGUCAAGAGAGAUUCAGAUCCAUCACAAAACUGUACUACAGAGGAGCAAGUGCAGUACUCCUUGUCUACAGUAUCAUAGAUGAAAGCAGCUUCGAAGAGAUGGGACGCUGGUUGACGGAGAUGAGGGAGAAUCUUGGGAAUGAUAUCGUCAUACACGUCGUAGGAACGAAAAGCGAUGUGGUCGCGCAAGAGCCCAGUCUAAGACAGAUUCCAUUCGAAAGAUGUAUAGCAUAUGUUGCAGAGAACCUCUAUCCGCAAAAGGUCUCAACCCCUACCUUCCCUGGAAGCGCUCGCAGCAGCGGUUUCUGGGGCCAAGAAAUUGGCUGGGACUGUUGCCAUGAGAUCAGUGCAUCAAAUGGUGAAGGUAUUGAAGAGGUGUUCCGUGUUAUCACGAGAAAGCUUGUGGAACAGAAGAACAAGAAGGAGCAGGAACAGUUGCGAGACGAACGCAACAACACGCCGGGUCAGAAAAGGGGUCAAGGUGGCUAUUUUGAAGGCCUUUCGGAUGUCCAAGGUAGCUUCAAACUGAGCAACAAGCGCCAAAGUUGGCUGGGCAUCGCAACUGGCGAAGAGGCAAAUGACGGCGCUCAAAGUCUUGCCAUAAACAGGAAAGGAAAGUGCUGUUGA
This is a messenger RNA of Letharia columbiana, 825 nucleotides long. RefSeq lists its product as uncharacterized. Gene Ontology annotation, cellular component: endomembrane system. Gene Ontology annotation, molecular function: GTP binding; GTPase activity. Gene Ontology annotation, biological process: intracellular protein transport. The coding region runs from base 1 to 825 and encodes 274 amino acids. The record is from RefSeq and is a predicted model, not a curated record. NCBI's taxonomy places the organism in Eukaryota, Fungi, Ascomycota, Lecanoromycetes, Lecanorales, Parmeliaceae. The transcript has 4 exons.